Pangasianodon hypophthalmus (striped catfish) is the source of this 2200-nucleotide messenger RNA. Its product is annotated as terminal nucleotidyltransferase 5A. Gene Ontology annotation, biological process: mRNA stabilization. NCBI's taxonomy places the organism in Eukaryota, Metazoa, Chordata, Actinopteri, Siluriformes, Pangasiidae. The coding region runs from base 280 to 1452 and encodes 390 amino acids. The record is from RefSeq and is a predicted model, not a curated record. The transcript is spliced from 2 exons. Gene Ontology annotation, molecular function: poly(A) RNA polymerase activity; RNA binding.
GCUCCGGUCUGUUCCUCUGGGCUGAGCAGACUAAUCCCCUGCUCGUUUAAAUCCGCCUGUGCGCUCCAUCGAGAGAAGUUGUCUGGAGUAAACAUCUGAGACAGGACGAGUGCAGAACCUGCUCUCUGUGUGCUGGCCACUGAUCCUGACCUGCUUUAACUAUGACAGCAGAUUGUCAGCUGCUUCAGUAGACGCGCUCAGGCUUUAGGGAACCGCACGCUGACGAUACAGACCCGUGACUGUGUAUUGUUUCUUUCUUAUCCCGGGAUAAACUUCGCCAUGACAGCGCGCGAGGACGCUCAGGAGCAGAGUCGGCGCUUCUGCGUCUUGUCGUGGGAGCAGGUGCAGCGUUUAGACUCCAUCCUCGGGGAAAGUGUUCCCAUCCACGGCCGCGGCAACUUCCCAACCCUGUCCAUUUCCCCCCGCCAGAUCGUGCAGGUGGUAAGGGCCAGACUGGAGGAUCGAAGUGUGGCAGUCCGUGAUGUGAAGCUUAAUGGAUCAGCUGCAAGCUACGUGCUUUACAAGGACACAGGCUUAGGCUACAAGGACCUGGAUCUGAUCUUUGGCCUGAGUUUGUGUGAUGACAGGACGUUUGAUGUGGUAAAGGAAGUGGUGCUGGCCAGCCUGCUGGACUUCCUUCCAGCUGGAGUGAACCGCGAGCGUCUCAGCGCCCUUGCCCUCAAGGAGGCGUAUGUGCAGAAGCUGGUUAAAGUGCGCACUGACACAGACUGCUGGAGCCUCAUCUCUCUGUCCAACAAUACAGGCAAGAAUGUGGAGCUGAAGUUUGUUGACACACUACGACGCCAGUUUGAGUUCAGCGUCGACUCGUUUCAGAUCGGUCUUGACUCGCUGCUGCUGUUUGACCGCUGCUCUGAGGCGCCCAUGUCUGAGAGCUUUCACCCAACUGUGCUUGGUGAGAGCAUGUACGGUGAUUUCGAGGAAGCUCUGGAACACCUGCGCUCCAAGACUAUUGCUACACACAGUCCCGAGGAGAUCCGUGGUGGCGGUUUGCUGAAAUACUGCCACCUGCUGGUGCGUGGCUUCCGGCCAGCGUCGGAGGAGCACAUGAAAACGCUCCAGCGCUACAUGUGCUCGCGCUUCUUCAUUGACUUCCCAGACGUGGGUGAGCAACGCCGAAAACUUGAGGCGUACCUUCAGAACCACUUUGCUGGCAUGGAACACAAACGCUACGAGUGCCUGGUGACUUUGCGGAAUGUUGUUGAUGAAAGCACCGUAUGCCUAAUGGGUCACGAGCGGCGACAGACCCUGGCACUCAUCUCGGCACUGGCGCUGCGCACGCUCACCGAACAGAAUGCCAUCCCUGCGCUCCCUAACGUCACCUGCUACUACCAGCCAGCACCGUAUGUGCAUGACGGGAACUUUAGCAAUUACUACGUGGCUCAUGUACACUCUCCUGCAAACACCUACCGGACAUGGCUACCCUGCAGCUGAGUCACAAGAAGAGGAAGAUGGCUAUGAUGAAAAAGAUGGCUUCAAAAUGCAUUCCAGUUCUGAGCUGUUUUUAAGAGUGUAUGCCUUUCCAUACUCAUCAGUCUUUGUCGAAGAGAGAAGAAGAAAAAAAGGGGAAUAAUAUUUGUGAUUAUAUCUUUCCUUUUACCUAAUUCUUUGCAUACUGUCACCCACCUCCACCAAAAUAAUGAAGACUGCUGUAACCGUAAAACUGGUUUGAGCCAUUCUGUGUUGUUUUUAACCAUACAAGUUGAGAUUUUAUGAAAACACGUGCAGAAGAACAAGGGAACUGAAAGAAAAAAAAAUUCCGAUACAGUUCUUUACAUUAAUUUUUCAAAUGUAAUCCAUUUUGUGGAUUUACAGUAAAUGUAUAUAGUUUUUUUAUGUAUGUAUAUACAAUAAAUGUUUAUAACUUAAAAAAGUCCCAAUCAUUCUGCAGAAGAAAAAAAAUCUGACAAGAUUUUCCAAGAGUGCAGAAGGCUAAUGUUCAGGUCUGACUGUGGUUUUCAAACUUCCUUCUUAUUUGAGCUUGUGACAACCAAAGAUUUCAUUUUUAAGCUCCCUGUAUUGAAUUGUUAUAUCUGUGAUUCAAAGUGCCUGAAACUGACUACAAAACACAAACGUAUGUAACAGUUUCAUUCUUCGGGAUUUUGUAAAUUGUAUUUUUAUUUUCAGCAUCAGGGCAUUUUCUUAUUAAAUCAAAUAAAAAACAGAAUUUAAAUGUGGAGUA